CGGAGCCCACAGAGAACGGAGAGAAGGCCGACGAAGUGGCGGCGGAGAAGGACGGAGAAGGGACCGGGAAGAAAGAUGUUGCAUUUCCAAAGGAUGUGACCUGUCACAGCCACAUUCACAUAUCAGACAAAUGUCUCGGCCCCUUUGUCCGUCAGUCUUGGAGGAGUCCAGGAGGAGAGGACGGAAGCGUCAUGCAAGUCUGACGAUUUGUCUACAUUUGUCAGUCUACAUCUGAAAGCUCAAAGAAGGGGCAGCAUUAUCUACUGCAGGCUACAUACAUUCAGAAUAAUGCAUGACUUAUACAUGCAGAAUCAUCAGAAUUUUUGCCCACUUAUUAAAUAAUAAAUUAAGCAAAAUAUGUUCCGAAUGUUUAAAAAAAAAAAAAAAAAAAAAAACUGCAGUUUUUCUGUAGGUGAUCAAAUUGUACAUUUCUAAAGCCUCAUGGACCAAGUGGUCUUCAUGAAAAAGUAAUGACCUUUUGUUUUGACCAUUCCUCAAAAUUAUGUACUCAGAUGUUCUAAGAAAACAAGUGAAAAAAAAUCCUCAUUUAGCUUUUGACCUUUCUUUAAAAUUAUGUACUCAUUCUAAGAAAACAAGUGAAAAAUCCUCAUAUUUAGCUAUAUGUGAUGAGGUAUUAGUGACAUUUAACCUGGCUUCCCACGUUAAUAACUCAUAAUUUCUCCUCCCUUUCUUCUCCCAGACCUGGAGACAAAGCAAACAUUCCCCUUUCUGCACGUAGUACACUAGCAUAGCACUUCAGGUAGGGCCCAAUUGCCAUGGUGAUCAUUUAAGACAGAUGUUCUCAAACUUCAUUCUGUCUCUCCCGUCGGUGACAAAUGGACAAAGUGACAAAUGCAAGGACUGCGCGGCUGGACAGUGUGCAACACACUGCUAUGUUCUCCUACUAAGGUUGAAGGACGGCUACAAGUAUGAGCGAGCCAAAGUCAAGAAGGUGAAAAGGACGAUUCCCGUGUGGGCUAGCAUCGCUGCCAGCAAAAAGCUUCCUGUCACCAACUUUGCAGGCACUCAGAACAAAGUGGAUAACAUCCUCAUCGAAGCUAUUACGUCUUGUAAUGACAAGUCUGGGGUUUCAUACCAGUCCGUCAUGAAAUAUAUUCUGAAAAAAUACCCGGGGAUGGAGCUCGACAAGAAGAAGUUUCUCAUCAAGAAGGCAAUGAAGAAACAUUUGGAGAAGGGCACCAUCAAACAGCUAAAGGGUAAAGGCCUUUCAGGAACAUUCGCCAUUGGGAAGCAGCCCACCUCGUCUAAGAAAGCUGCUCAGAAGACUGAGUCUCUGGGAGAUGCUCUUCCUCUCAUCAUCACUCGGCUCUGUGAGCCCAAAGAGGCCUCCUACAACCUGAUCAAGAAAUACCUGGAGCAGCACUUCCCCGACUUCGACAUCGAGAACAGGCCGGACGUCCUGAAGACAGCCCUGGUGAAGGCCGUGGAGAAAGGACAACUGGAGCAAAUCACUGGGAAAGGAGCCAGAGGGACUUUCCAGCUGAAGCGUACCGGUAACCAGGUCCUGCUGAAGGGCAGCACCUUGGAGGACGCCAUCACAGCCGCCAUCACAGCCAUGAACGAACCUAAAACCUGCAGCACCACCACUUUACGCAAACACCUAGUGGACGCAAACAAGGAUAUAAAGGAGUACCAAUUAGUGGCCAAUCUGAGGAGGACCCUGACAAAGUGUAAAGUACUCGGCUGGAUGGAGCAGAUCACCGGCCACGGCUUCACAGGGACCUACCAGCUCUCGUUCCCUUUCUACCCGAGCCCUACCAUCCUGUACCCAGACAAGUUCAACAAGCCUCCGCAGAAAACCACUCCGCGGAGGCGGACGGUUGAAUCUUCUGACGAGGAAGAGUCCGAAGAGGAGGAAGAGUCUGAGGAUGAAGCUCCCUCUCGGAAGAGAAAAUCUGUGAAGCGGCCUCCACCCAAGGCUCGCCGUCCUCCACCGGCAAAAAAGUCCCAGAGCCCAAGCCAGUCAAAAGCUAAAGGCAGAGGACGCGCCCUCGCAAAGAAGUCUCCGGCCAAAAAGGCGGUGUCUUCAGCCAAGAGACGGGGAAGGAAACCACCAGCCUCCAAGAAGGAAUCCACGCCGCCACCCAAAGCCACGCCUGUCAAGAGAGGAGCUCCUGCAAGAAAGCCCAAAACGCCAGCUGUUAAAAAGCUGGCCAAAAGGGGGUCCAAGCGACCGGUGUCAAGAGAGUCCUCCCCCGAGGAGGCUGUAGUCCCAAAGGAGACGACGAGGAGCGGGUCCAAGCGAUCGAAGCCUGCCGAGUCGUCUCCCGAGGAGCCUCAAGUCAAAAAGCCGGCGACCAAAAGUGGGUCCAGGCGGCCCGAGCCUGAAGAGUCCUCCCCAGAAGAGGCUGUAGUCAAAAGGGGGGCGCGGAGCAGCAAGCCGUCCCCUCGUAAGUCCAAGAGAGGGAAAUACUGAGCCCAGCUGCACCUUCCACGAACUGGGCCGCUCUGAAUAUACAGCCGUCUGCCGCUUUCUUUCAGUUCUCUCUCUCUCUCUCUCUCUCUCUCUCUCUCUCUCUCUCUCUCUCUCUCUCUCUCUCUCUCUCUCUCUUUAUCAUGUUCUCCCUUUUUAACAGGGCAGUAGUUCAUUUUUUUUAUUUCUAUUGUAGAAUAAGAACGUUAUCCUACCAAGUUUUACUGUACAUUGGGAGUCUCUGAAUUUCCUUUUUAAUCAACAUGUGUAGAGAAGCUCAGUUAGUGUUGCUGUUACAACUGAUGUGUGACCAGCUGCCAGAUCGGGAGAGCAUAGCGAGAUCCGACAAACUGUAACUAGAGCCAUGUAGUGACUUCUGUUUUUAUAUCCGUUCAUCACCCACUGUUUAGGCGCUGGCAGCACAUGUUCCUAAUAUCAAAUGAAGUGCGAUAUCAG
Perca flavescens (yellow perch) is the source of this 2890-nucleotide messenger RNA. It is a transcript of the gene hp1bp3, whose product is annotated as heterochromatin protein 1, binding protein 3. Gene Ontology annotation, cellular component: nucleosome; nucleus; chromosome. Gene Ontology annotation, biological process: heterochromatin organization; nucleosome assembly. The transcript has 11 exons. The coding region runs from base 797 to 2437 and encodes 546 amino acids. NCBI's taxonomy places the organism in Eukaryota, Metazoa, Chordata, Actinopteri, Perciformes, Percidae. The record is from RefSeq and is a predicted model, not a curated record. Gene Ontology annotation, molecular function: DNA binding; nucleosome binding.